Molecule: messenger RNA, 1272 nt
Organism: Rhagoletis pomonella (apple maggot)
Lineage: Eukaryota; Metazoa; Arthropoda; Insecta; Diptera; Tephritidae
Product: paramyosin, long form-like
Exons: 7
Coding region: 1-1272 (423 amino acids)
Cellular component (GO): myosin complex
Source: RefSeq, a predicted model, not a curated record
AUGUCCUCGUCGCAAGCAGUACGCUCAUCGAAAUACUCGUAUAGGGCCACCUCAACUGGACCGAGUGGAGCUGAUAUCUCCAUUGAAUACAGCUCUGAUUUGGCCGCCCUCUCCCGUUUGGAGGAUAAAAUCCGUUUGCUCCAAGAUGAUCUUGAAGCCGAACGUGAAUUGCGCCAAAGGAUCGAGCGCGAUAAGGCCGAUCUCAGCGUUCAAGUCAUCCAGAUGUCCGAACGUCUUGAGGAAGCAGAAGGCGGCGCUGAACACCAGUUCGAGGCAAAUCGCAAACGUGACACUGAAUUGUUGAAGCUCCGCAAAAUGCUUGAGGAUGUCCACCUCGAAUCCGAAGAAACUGCCAUUCUUCUGAAGAAGAAGCACAACGAAAUUAUCUCGGAUUUCCAAGAACAAAUCGAAAUCCUAACGAAAGCGAAGUCUAGGGCUGAGAAGGAGAAAUCCAAAUUCCAGGCCGAAAUUUACGAAUAUCUCUCUCAAAUCGAAUCCUACAACAAGGAGCGAAUCGUUACCAGCAAGCAUGUCGAACGGCUGGAAGUGACAAUCUCUGAAUUGAAUGUGAAAAUUGAGGAAUUGAACCGCACAGUCAUUGACAUCACAUCGCACAAGACCCGCCUCUCGCAAGAGAACAUUGAAUUGAUCAAGGACGUCCAAGAUCUCAAGUCCCAACUGGACACAGUCUCAUAUUCCAGGAGUCAAGUCGUCUCCCAAUUGGAAGAUGCACGCCGCCGUUUGGAAGAUGAAGACCGUCGUCGUUCAAUGUUGGAAUCUUCCCUUCAUCAAGUUGAAAGCGAAUUGGAUUCGACUCGCAUUCAACUCGAAGAAGAAUCGGAAGCUCGUAUUGACUUGGAACGUCAGUUGGUCAAGGCCAAUGCCGAUGCCAUUACCUGGCAAAACAAAUACCAGACCGAAGUAGUUGCCCGCGCUGAGGAGGUCGAAGAGAUCCGUCGCAAAUAUCAAGUGCGCAUUACCGAGCUUGAGGAACAUGUUGAAACACUGAUUGUUAAGAUCAACAACUUGGAGAAACAAAAGACUCGCUUGGCCAGUGAAGUUGAACAACAACAAGAUUUCAUAUGGCAUGCGUCCAUGCAACCAUUUCCUAGCGAAUAUUCGUAUAUCACACCCAACCAGACAGACGCCUCUACUCCUUGCCAUCGCGGCAAUCAUCUGCCGCUUACGCUAAUUACAGAUGACCGACUUGACCCGAGCGCAUUAGCCACCAAAAUACUCAAUUCGUAUGGCAAGUACGUUAGCAGCUCGUGA